Clavispora lusitaniae ATCC 42720 is the source of this 1356-nucleotide messenger RNA. RefSeq names its product putative mannan endo-1,6-alpha-mannosidase (gene DFG5). NCBI's taxonomy places the organism in Eukaryota, Fungi, Ascomycota, Pichiomycetes, Serinales, Metschnikowiaceae. The record is from RefSeq and is a predicted model, not a curated record. Gene Ontology annotation, biological process: budding cell bud growth; fungal-type cell wall biogenesis; carbohydrate catabolic process. Gene Ontology annotation, molecular function: mannan endo-1,6-alpha-mannosidase activity.
AUGCGCUUUUCUACCAUCCAGGCACUUUCAGCACUUUCGCUAUGUUUUCUUCGUGUUUUCGCCGUGACUCUUGAUGUCGAGUCGGAAGACUCCAUCUGUGAGGCCGCGUGGGAAGUGAUUGUUGGCGAGCUCAACUACUACGAAGGUACAAAAUACGGCGGCACUGUCGGCAUGUUCUCCCCUCCCUAUUAUUGGUGGAAUGCGGGCGAAGUUUUCGGCGGCUGGGUCGACUACUGGGCCUUCUGUGCUCAAGACAAUGACACCUUUACAGAGCUUCUUUCCAAUGCUAUGUACCACCAGGCAGGUGACGAUUUCAACUAUAUGCCUUCUAACCAAAGUAUGACCGAGGGAAAUGAUGACCAGGGUGUUUGGGCAAUGGCGAUUAUCCAAGCAGUGGAAAGAAAUUUCACAAACACAGGCGACCACAGUUGGCUUUACAUGACUCAGGCCAUUUUCAACACCAUGAAGAACCGUUGGGAUACUACCACAUGCGGCGGAGGCUUGAGAUGGCAAAUCUUCACGUGGAAUCUGGGAUACAACUACAAGAAUUCCAUCUCCAACGGAUGUCUUUUCCAUCUUGCUGCACGCUUGUACCGUUUCACGGGGGAAAAGGUUUAUUUGGAAACCGCUGAAAAAGUAUGGAACUGGAUGUGGGAUGUCGGCUUUAUUCGUGACAGCCCUGAAUUUAUUAUUUAUGACGGUGCUGAUGACACAGAAAAUUGCACUGACUUGACCAUUCACAAAUGGUCCUACACUUAUGGUGUCUACUUGGCGGGAUGUGCAUAUUUAUACAAUGCAACCGGAAACGAAACCUGGGAGACUGGAGUGGCGCAAAUCCUUGAUGCUUCAUCUUACUUCUUCAACAAUUCCAUCAUGACUGAAACUACAUGUGCUCAGAGUAACAGUUGUAACAAUGACCAGCGUUCUUUCCGGUCCCUUUUUGCCCGCUGUCUCAGUUUAACGGCAGGUUUGAUGCCUGAGCAUUUCGACCAAAUCUACAACAACUGGAUUGUACCUAGUGCAAAGGCGGCUGCAGCUUCUUGUUCUGGUGGUAGUGAUCAUAUAACUUGUGGUGAGAACUGGUCUGUAGAUGGCUGGGAUAACAAGUAUGGUCUUGGAGAGCAAAUAUCAGCAGGCGAAACCAUCAUGGCUCUUAUCACAAGUAAGAAUACGCCAUUGACGCCAAAGACAGGCGGUCUGGAUGCCGGUGCCAGUGUGGAUGCCGGAAAUCUGACUUUGUCCAGUGUGAACCGGAACAAAAUUACAAUCACAGGAAAGGACCGUGCUGGAGCAGGUGUGCUUACGGCAAUUGUAUUGGGUGUCAUUCUUGCGGGAGCUGUGUGGAUGUUAUUUUAA